This is a messenger RNA of Trametes versicolor FP-101664 SS1, 2373 nucleotides long. RefSeq names its product glycoside hydrolase. Bases 1 to 2373 code for a protein of 790 amino acids. NCBI's taxonomy places the organism in Eukaryota, Fungi, Basidiomycota, Agaricomycetes, Polyporales, Polyporaceae. The record is from RefSeq and is a predicted model, not a curated record. The transcript is spliced from 8 exons. Gene Ontology annotation, cellular component: cell surface; extracellular region. Gene Ontology annotation, molecular function: beta-glucosidase activity. Gene Ontology annotation, biological process: glucan catabolic process.
AUGUCUGGCACGCCCUACCAGGCUGUAUUCAACAACAGUAACGCCAACCUCCACCCUGCAGGCCAACACGAAGAUGCUCGCGAUACCCAGUACUACACUCCGGAGACUCAGCCACUAGAGCUUCAUCACGAUGACCUCCCUGCGGGCGCUGGUGCCCCGCGUUUCAUGGGUGCUGCUGCCCAGUACGAGGGCAACCGCGCGUCCUACGCGUCUUCCCAGAACAGUAUCCCCACUGUCGUCGGCGACGAGUACGACGGACAGAAAGGCCGCGGGUUCUAUGGCAUGAACUAUGAUGAGUCCGAGUACGCCUCUCAGGCUGCUCUUGGCGGCCCCAAGACCUCCUCCGAGGGUUCCCCCUAUCUCCAGCAGCGUAAUGCCUACAACGCCCCAGCAAAAUCCCGCAAGAAGAUCAUCAUUGGCUCCCUCAUCGCCCUCGCGGUCAUCGCCAUUGGUGUGGUCGUUGCACUGUACUUCACUGUCAUCAAGCCCAAGAACAAGAACAGCACCAGCAACAACACAGCCAGCGGCGCGUCGAACAACGGCUCUUCCAGCGACAACGGUAGCACCUCAUCCAGUCCUUCCUCGCUUGUGGCUGUCAGCGGUGGCGAUGGCAGCACUGUUACGAUGUUUGACGGCUCGACUUUCACGUACACUAACUCUCUCGGCGGCACCUGGUACUACGACCCCGCGAACCCCACUGCGAGCGGUGCGCGGCCAAACUCUUGGACUCCUGCUCUGAACGAGACCUUCCAAUUCGGUGUCGACCCUAUUCGAGGUGUCAACCUUGGCGGAUGGCUGGUUACCGAACCGUUCAUUGUUCCUUCGCUCUACGAGAAGUAUGUCAACACCUCAACCCCGGUGGUUGACGAGUGGACCCUUACCCAGCGUCUCACUGCCGACGGCGCCAUUGACGAGCUUGAGAACCACUACAAGACCUUCAUCACCGAGGCAGAUUUCGCCGAGAUCGCCGCCGCAGGCCUCAACUUCGUGCGUAUCCCCAUCGCCUACUGGGCCAUCGAAGUCCGUGAGAACGAGCCUUUCCUCGCGAAGACGUCCUGGACGUAUUUCCUGAAGGCUAUCCAGUGGGCGCGCAAGUACGGUCUCCGUAUCAACCUCGACUUGCACUCUCUGCCGGGUUCGCAGAAUGGCUGGAACCACUCCGGCCGUCUCGGCGACAUCAACGUGCUCCUCGGUCCCAUGGGUAUCGCGAACGCGGAGCGCUCGGUGGACUACAUCCGUGUCAUUGCCGAAUUCAUCUCCCAGCCUGAGUACAGGGACGUCGUCCCCAUGUUUGGUGUUACCAACGAGCCGUUCGGCCCCACCAUCGGCACGGACGCUAUCCACCGCUACUACCUCCAGGCAUACAACACUGUCCGCACUGCCAGCGGCACCGGUGAGGGCAACGGUCCCUGGGUUGUCUUCCACGACGCGUUCUUCGGCCUCACGAACUGGGCGGGCUUCCUCCCGAACGCGGACCGCACGCAGCUCGACAUCCAUCAGUACAUCUGCUUCGGCGGGCAGUCCGCAGACAACUACGGCGCGCGCGUGAGCGCGAACCAGGCGUGCAAGACUUGGGCGUCCGGCCAGAACGACUCGAUGACCGCGUUCGGCAUGACGCACGUCGGCGAGUGGAGUCUUGCGAUCAACGACUGCGGGCAGUGGGUGAACGGUGUGAACCUCGGCGCGCGUUACGACGGCACGUUCAGCGGCGGUGGCUUCCCCUUCACGGGCGACUGCAGCACGUACACGGACUACACGACGUACGACGACCAGUGGAAGGCGGACAUGAAGCAGUUCGCGCUCCAGAGCAUGUCUGCGCUCCAGAACUGGUUCUUCUGGACAUGGAAGAUCGGAAACUCGACCGUGACCGGACAGCCGCCCUCGCCCGCGUGGUCGUACCAGCUCGGGCUGCAGCAGGGCUGGAUGCCGACGGACCCACGCCUCUCCGAGGGCAUGUGCGACAACAGCGACCCCUUCGUCGGCCCGCUCUCCGCGUGGCAGACGGGCGGCGCGGGCGCGGGCCAGAUCCCGCAGACGGUGCAGGCCGCGCUCGCGUGGCCGCCGACCUCGCUCACGGACGUCGCGAACGUAGCCACGAUCCCGCAGUACACGCAGACCGGCGCGCUCGUCACGCUCCCCGCGCCCACGGUCACCGCCGUCAGCGGGAAGGCGACGUCGACGCUGUCCGAGGGCAGCUGGAACAACCCGUCGGACACGCCCAGCAUGUUCGUGCCGAUCGCGACGUGCGGGUACCUCGACCCGUGGAUGGGCCCGAACGCGACGCCCGACCCGUGCCCCGCGCAGACCUCUGCCGCCGCGCGCCGCGAGUACGCGCCCCGCGCGCACAUCACGCCCGCCCCCGUGCGCUCAUAA